Messenger RNA from Linum trigynum, 858 nucleotides. The record is from the annotation of a GenBank genome assembly. NCBI's taxonomy places the organism in Eukaryota, Viridiplantae, Streptophyta, Magnoliopsida, Malpighiales, Linaceae.
AUGGGAACGUCGUGGGAAGGGGAGAUGCUCCAACGCACCAUGUCCAUGGCUGUUUCUGAUUUCUAUGCUCUCCAUUCUCACUUCAACACCAGGCUACUUCUUCGCUUCAUAAAUUCUACAAGAAACCAUCUCCAAGCUCUUUCCUCUGCGGAUGAUCUUCUGAACAAGUCCCCCGAACUCAGAGGAAUCAUUUCAAUCGGACCACGAAGGAGCCUAGAAUUAGAAUACCUAGCCAAGUUAUUUGACGAAAAAUUCGGAAUCCCUGUAAUUUCCAUCUCCUCUCGGCCACAAGUCAAAGAAGGAAUCGCUAAGUGUAUUAUCUGGGAUCUUGCCUCUGCAGCAGAGAAGGCAAGCAGAACAGCUGCGGAAUCACAUUCAUCCUAUUUUGGUGAUCUCGAGAAUUUUGCAGCACCAAUUGGGGAAUUUUCCGGUGUCGGGAACAGAGUGAUCUAUCGACCGAGUAGAAGUAGACGUCGUUCCCUUAAUGAGGAGGCCAAUGACGAAAAUAUAGUGAGAAAUCAUUCGAACUACUCAAGUUAUAAUGCGUCACAAAGUGGGGUGAUACCUAAGAAGCUGAGAGUUGGCGUGCCGCUCCAGGCAGGGUUUGAUGAGCUUUUCAAGGUGCAAGUUGGGCAGAAUUGGACAAUCGAUGUGAGCGGCUUCUGCGUAGAUGUGUUCAAAGUAGCAAUUCAUCUGCUACCGUAUGAAGUGAGUUACGAGUUUGUGCCGUUCGUAAAUGACCCUCAACCCAAACCUUGGAUUUACAACGACCUUGUUUAUCAAGUUUAUCUUCAGGUAGAUAUGUUCUUGCAUCCAAGCUCCAUUCAUUCUAUGAUACCAUGCAUAUUUUCGUUAUAA